Molecule: messenger RNA, 1524 nt
Organism: Theileria equi strain WA
Lineage: Eukaryota; Apicomplexa; Aconoidasida; Piroplasmida; Theileriidae
Exons: 1
Coding region: 484-1524 (346 amino acids)
Molecular function (GO): protein binding
Source: RefSeq, a predicted model, not a curated record
GGUCAAACGUUAUACAUUACUUCUUAUCAUUGGUUUUCAUUUUUAUACUUGUAAAUAUUUGAUUCAUUUGUCCCUCCGCUGAUAUAACUCUAUCAUAUCGUGAGAGAAUCUUGAUCGUUGGUCAAUUCAUACAUAUCAUCAUUGUAAAUUAAAAAUAAUUACGCGAUUCUUGUAAUCUUUCUCGGUUAUAACUAAAAAGACCGGAAGUUCUAUUUACAUUCAUACAACUUUAACGGAUCCAACCAAAGCGCUUUUAUGCAACUUAUCUAGCGAAAUAUCAAGGCUACUUCAAAUUAUACGCCAAUAUAGUAUUCUCAGGUUAGCGUGUCACUUAAUUACCUAGGGUUCCGAAUCUAUUUAUGGUAGUCUUAUGUAAAAUAAGUUUAUUCGCAAUUUUGCAAAGAGGUCCAUAGGCAAGAGAUUUUGAGCUUGAUAUUUGUAAAAUAUAAUGAUCAAAUAGGUAAUAUUCUGGAUUUUGAAAAGAUGGGCUCCUCAAAUACGCUGGAAUCCGAUAUGCCUUACUCGGGCAAUUCGGCUUCGCAAAUUCUCAAAUCGUCUAGGCAUAAAAUAUUACCUCCGAGGAUUUUUUCAUUCUUUGAUGAAAAUGAAAGUUCAAGUCAUCGUUUAUGGAAUAGUAUGUUAGGCACACUAAAUUAUGAAAACUUAAAUAAAUUUAACAAGUCUCCCGAUAGAAGCUCAAAAUUCGAUAAAGAGAACCAAAAUUGGAAUUCGUAUACUUCAGAUUGUAACAUUAAUGGGUCUGAUAUAACACCUGUAAAUACUAGUGGAUUAACCAACAUCAACUAUCAAAAUGGAUUGCAAAAGUCAAAAAACAAUUUUGGUGGAUUUCACACAAACGGUUAUUUGAGUUCCCAAGUUACAGAAAUUUCUGGAUAUUCCGAUGGUAGUGGGACUGUGAAAAUGUCCUUCAAUAAAUCAUUUGAUACGGAUAAUUCCACGUCACCCAUGGAAAGCCGUGAUAGUAGAAAUUCCCCAACCAGAGAUAUGUAUAGCGCUGAUAUAAUGGAUCAUAAGUCAGUAUAUAGAAAGGAUCUCCCUAAGCACAAUACGUACUUGAACAACCAUUUUAGCAUUAGUACAAGCCAUUCAAUAACCUCAGAAAAUCCUCUUUUAAAACAUUCAAGCUCUAUUAGGUCCAAUAAAUCUUCAGAUAACUCAAUAAACUCUACGGGUUGUCCAAAUGACAGUGAUACUACGGACAUGAACGAUAUGCAUUACUCAAAUGAUAGCAGGAUUAUACAGUCAAAGGGAAAACAUAUAAUUGCAACGGUGCAUAACGUCUGGAAUUCGGAAAGUUGUAAUUCUGCGAAUACGCUUAGUGUUAAAAAAGAUGAUAAAGUAGAGUUAAUCGCUAGGUGUGAUGAUUGGAUUUACGUAAAAAUGAUGAACCCGAACUCCACUGACGUUUAUGGAUGGAUUCCAGAAUAUACUCUGGUUGAAUCAGAGCUACUAUCGAGAAAAUUUUAUAACACAAGUGCAGAAAGGCACUUUAAAUCAUUGUAA